AUGUUGGGGAUCAAUCGAUCAUCCCGUCCAGGGCCCUGGAACAGUACCCGCUUCUGUCACCCCACAAUUAGACUCAACCCUUGCCCUCACACACAAGCCAUCGACUUUACCGCCGAGUCCCCUAGCAGCCUGAAGACGUGGGCCGCAGAGAAGAUCUCCAGAGCCCCACCUCUUCUGUCACCACGCCCCUUCCAAAUUCUCCAAUACGCCAACCUCGCGACGGUGGUGAGCUGCAUUUCAUCUUGCGCAACCCGUACCUCCUCUCUUCUCACCCAGCUUGCUCUCGUCACUGCAUGCGCCAAACUGAUUUUUGAGAUGCAAAAGGGAAAUCGAGAGUGCGUCUACCCUGAGGCCACCACAUCCAAGGCAACAGGUCCCUCUCAGGCUUCUACAAAAGGGAGUUCAACUCAGCAAGUGACGAGUCCCGGAUCCUCGACCGGAGCAGAGGAGCCCGAGCCCGAGCCCGAUUCGAAACUCGAACCGAUUCUCGACGAGGAUGAGGAUGCGGAUGAUCCCGAACGUCCAGGUUGGAUGUAUACUUCCUCGCAAGCCCCCAGUGGCGCGACAUCACCAAACCUCACGAAAUCGAGCACACGCCAGAGCUCAGAGACGCCGUCCUUGGAUGGCAGCAAGAGCUCGCACUCUGGCUCACCUGCCACAUCAAGCACCAUGACGCCAAACGCCCACCCACUCUCUGAUCAAUCCCUUCACGUCACAAGUGCUCUCUCGGACUGGUCGCAUCUACCAGCAGACUUCCAGUAUUACCUCGGCAGUUUUUGCAAAAACAUCACGCACUAUCACUACUGCCUACCGAGCGACCCGGAUGGUUUCUUCUCUUCCUUGCUGCUGAAUAUAGCCUUGCAUAAUGAUGCCUUGCUAAAUGCCGUGGUUGGAUUCUCCGCCUAUCAUGAGACGCUGAAGAACGAGAAUGGCAAAGUUGAAGAUUUUUUGAAAUACUACAAUAAAAGCGUCACGCUUCUUCUUAGUUCUCUCAAGCGAAAGGAGCCCCAGACGGUUGCAACGAUUGUAACUAUCUUGCAAUUAGCGACUAUCGAGGAAUACCUUGGCGACUGGAUUAAUAUCAUGGGACACCAAAAGGCUGCCCUUCAAAUGUUGACAAACCUCUUCACGCCCGACACCAUCAUGUCGUUUCCCGUGAGCCGAGCCAUUCUUGCCUGGUACCAACGGUUCGACGUUUUUGUUGCCGUCAUGGGCGGUUUCAAAACGGCUCUUCCUCGCGAGUGGUUUACUGUCGUUGUUGAUUUUUGCCGCGAUAGGUGUGAAGGCAGCCCAGAUGAUAUUGAGUGGAGGUUAGAAGAACGGUCGGCCUGUUUGAGACUUAUAUCCAUGGACAUGUCGAUGUUAUAUUCUCGGGGUAAUAGGGAGGAGAUAUCGCCCGAGGAGUUCAACACGGAGUACGACCGCAUAUCCGAAGUAUUGGCAGAUUGGAGACGGACUUUUGACCCCGCUCUCUUGGAUCCAGCGUUUGAAGUGACGACGUUCCCACACCAGGUUCCCCUUGACCCUGAACGCGAUAUCGUCAAUCCUGUCAGCACAGAUUAA
Messenger RNA from Parascedosporium putredinis, 1563 nucleotides. NCBI's taxonomy places the organism in Eukaryota, Fungi, Ascomycota, Sordariomycetes, Microascales, Microascaceae. The record is from the annotation of a GenBank genome assembly.